UAUAUCAAGGAGAAGGAAUUUGUUUUUCGAUCGAGGUAGUUACUGAUUAGGUUGGACUUUGUAACCUUUUUGAAAGUUAACUUUUUGUAAAUUAAUAUUAGGCCGUAAUUUAGAAGAAACGAAAUACAAAUUAUUCAAAAUGUUCGCUCCGUGCAGCAGGCAGUUGUUUUUCUCUACUCAGUUGCGUCGACUUCAAAGCACUUUGGUGGUAGCUGAGCACAAUAACGAGGCAUUAUCACCUAUUACACAGAACGUUCUCAGCGCUGCCAAGAAGAUUGGUGGUGAUAUUUCCGUCUUAGUUGCAGGCACCAAAUGUGGCCCUGCUGCUGAGGCCAUUGCCAAAGCAAAUGGAAUCUCCAAGGUUCUUGUAGCAGAGAGUGAUGCGUUCAAAGGCCUGACAGCCGAGUCUCUGACUCCUCUCAUCUUGGCCACUCAGAAACAGUUCAGUUUCACACACAUUGUGGCCCCAGCCACAGCAUUUGGCAAGGCUUUGCUUCCGAGGGUAGCUGCCAAGUUAGAUGUGUCACCAAUCACUGAUAUUAUUGGUGUGAAGGAUGCUAACACUUUCAUUAGGACCAUUUAUGCAGGCAAUGCCGUUUUAACUCUAGAAGCUAAAGAUCCGAUCAAGGUCAUCACAGUUAGAGGCACUGCCUUCCCACCUGAGCCCCUGGAAGGUGGUUCGGCAGCUGUUGACAAGGCACCAGAGGGUGAUUACAAAACUGACCUCACUGAGUGGGUCUCACAGGAGCUCACCAAAUCAGACCGGCCAGAGCUCACCAGUGCAAAAAAUAUUGUUGCUGGCGGACGUGGACUGAAGUCCGGUGACAACUUUAAGUUGCUGUACGACCUGGCGGACAAGCUGAAUGCUGCAGUGGGAGCGUCCCGCGCGGCCGUUGAUGCAGGCUUCGUGCCUAACGACUUGCAGAUUGGACAGACCGGCAAGAUUGUGGCUCCUGACCUGUACAUUGCCGUGGGUAUCAGCGGUGCCAUCCAGCAUCUUGCUGGCAUGAAAGACUCCAAGACCAUCGUCGCCAUCAACAAGGACCCUGAAGCGCCCAUUUUCCAGGUUUCAGACUAUGGCCUAGUCGCGGACUUGUUCAAGGCGGUCCCAGAGCUUACUUCUAAGUUGUAAAUUUAUUUAUAAGAGUCAACGCUGUCAUAAUAAGUAGAACAUUUUUUUAUUCCACAAGUAUACAAUCCCCUUGAGAUUUUCGAAAACUUUACACGCUGUUGAUGGGUAAUCAAUCAUGUCUGUAUGUAACUGAAAUAUUUGUAUUUAUUAUAAAAGUUGUUUUUAA
Pectinophora gossypiella (pink bollworm) is the source of this 1298-nucleotide messenger RNA. It is a transcript of the gene wal, whose product is annotated as electron transfer flavoprotein subunit alpha, mitochondrial. Gene Ontology annotation, cellular component: mitochondrion. The transcript has 7 exons. Lineage: Eukaryota; Metazoa; Arthropoda; Insecta; Lepidoptera; Gelechiidae. Gene Ontology annotation, molecular function: electron transfer activity; flavin adenine dinucleotide binding. The record is from RefSeq and is a predicted model, not a curated record. Bases 140 to 1132 code for a protein of 330 amino acids.